AUGGCUCCUGAAUGGUUCAAGGCGUUGUGUUGUAUUCGACAACCGCCUUCUCCGAGCGACGACCCAGUUGAUCGUCAAGUUCCUGCUCCCAUUGGAGCUGCUCAGCCCACAGCCAGUAUAGAUCCCGUUCUUGUGCUGACUGAAGUUCCUGUCGAAGGCUCUGGCUCUCCCUCGGCCAAUAUUGGGGACGUUCGUGCUGACACGGUAGUCGAGAACACUCGCGCACGUUCUCCGUCAAACAGUACAGGUGCUCUUGCUCCUGCACUAAUCGAGGCGCAACCCCCAGUUCCAUGUUCUCCGGAAGAGAGUACGGAUACUCCUGUUCCUGCACACACUGAAGAAGUAGCCGCGGAUCCAGCGAAAGCUAGAGAGCACAUCGAUCGCAUCGAUCGCUUUCGCAUUCUGGUCAUGGGCAGAGCCAAUGCAGAAAUUUUUAAUGGGGAAGGAGAGAAGGUGGAUGCUACCUUGGUGCAGGGUUCACUAAAGGCCGGAAGUGAAAGGGAGUUUGACAUGAUGAAGGAAUUCGUGAUGGAUCACGCCAAGACAAUGAAGCUGGACAAGAGAAUCCAUGCCAUAUGGUUUUGCAUUCCUUUGAAUGAAAGCCACAGGAUGGUCACAGCUGCAGAAAAGAAGUUUUUUGAUAUGUGUGAUACAGGGCAUGUUCCUGUAAUUGUAUUGCUAACAAAAACAGAUACCUUGGCCUUGGAUGCCAUCAUGGAAGUUGAUGAUGGUUUGAAUGAAGAUGAUGCAAUGGAAAGGGCUCAGGAGGAAAUGACUGCAGGAAUGCAAGAAGAGGGUGCUGAUUGUGCAACCCUACUGACAUACACAGCAAAUGCAUUAAAUGAAGAAGGACUGCAGCAGCUCCUCACAUCAACACAGCAAUCUAAUCUAGGACUGUGUAUGGAGUUUGCAAUAACAAAGACACUGAAGAACUACAUGCAUGGCAUGAUGGUUUCCAUAUGUAAGAAGAUACAUGAAUUUGAAUUAUAUGAGUGGAGCCAUGGCAGGUGGUGGAAGGAUUCUGACCAUGUUCACUCCCACCCUUUUGGACUUGCAUUCAUAGGAUUGUGGUGGAAGGAUUCUGACCAUGUUCACUCCCACCCUUUUGGACUUGCAUUCAUAGUUGAGAUUGUGAGUGGAGCCAUGGCAGGUGGUGGAAGGAUUCUGACCAUGUUCACUUUACCAUUUGAGAUUCCCACCUUCACUCCCAUUUUGGCUUGCAUUAUAGAGAAGAGAAGUGAGUGGAGCCAUGGCAGGUGGUGGAAGGAUUCUGACCAUGUUCACUCCCACCCUUUUGGACUUGCAUUCAUAGAGAGUGAGUGGAGCCAUGGCAGGUGGUGGAAGGAUUCUGACCAUGUUCACUCCCACCCUUUUGGACUUGCAUUCAUAGUUAAGAAGAGUGAGUGGAGCCAUGGCAGGUGGUGGAAGGAUUCUGACCAUGUUCACUCCCACCCUUUUGGACUUGCAUUCAUAGUAAGAAGAAAGAGUGAGUGGAGCCAUGGCAGGUGGUGGAAGGAUUCUGACCAUGUUCACUCCCACCCUUUUGGACUUGCAUCACAGAGAGAAGGAUUGAUGGUCAAUGUUUACAUGGCAUUUCAAUUUGACCCUUAUGUCUCUACUUGCAUCUAUCAGCAUCCUAAUAUCACUCAUUACUCUUCUUCUGUCCACAUGCCUACUUUGGCCAUCUCACAAAAACCUUCACUGCAAUAUGUUGCAGCAUAUGGCAUUGGUGCUAUACUUGUGUUUGAAUAUUUGUACUUCUUGUUGCAGGCCAACAAAGUGAAUGGUGAUCUACAGGCAAACCUUGAACAGGCUGUCAGAACAUAUCAAACAUCAGGUGUCCAAGCUACUGUUGCUAAACUUAUCACAGCAGCAUUUCAGUGUCAUGGUGAAGAUGUUGAAGUUUUACACCCCAUCCUUGUUGGUAUUGCAAAGGAAAAUCAGAUGUGUCAGAUACUAUUCCCUCAAUGCCAAUCAACCUCUUUCUUACCUCUAUUUGGAUUAGCAAAGAUGACAUAG
Molecule: messenger RNA, 2019 nt
Organism: Pisolithus orientalis
Lineage: Eukaryota; Fungi; Basidiomycota; Agaricomycetes; Boletales; Pisolithaceae
Exons: 37
Coding region: 1-2019 (672 amino acids)
Source: RefSeq, a predicted model, not a curated record